AUAUAUGAGGAGUGAGUUCUGCUGACAAUAGUUUUUAUACCAACUACGACAUUUAAACCAAGAGAUUGGAGAUUUGGUGGUGCUACUCAGCAUCUCCUUGUCACUUCAGUUCUUUCAAAAAAUGCUUAGGGCAAAGACUUGAUUUUAUUGUCCCUUUCAUCACAAAAGAAUUGCCCGGGGCAAGGAGACUAUAUUGUCAGUGCCUGAUUCAGGGUUAACAUAUGCACACCAAGAAUCCACAGACAAUUCAGGAUUUUUCCGAAUCUAGAAUAGGGACACUGCAAACAGCAGUGCUCACUGGGUGCAUAAAUCUUACUUCACCUCCCAACUGCUAUGUCUUUUUGUCAUGCAGUUAUGUCCCAUUUGCAAUGAAAGCUCAGACUUGUUAUAACAUGUGAUGCAUAGAGAUCCAAUUCCUCCCAAGUCUGUCCAUGCCAGGAUCCAGGGAGACGUCUAGUGUUGUGGUCUCUGGACCACAAACACUAGUUAAAUAUGAAAAUCCAUGAGAAGUAUCUCUUGGUGGCCAUAGAUCUCAAUUUAAUGUCCACUCAAGUAAUCUAGGUAGACCAAUUCCGUGAGAAGUAUUCAAAAAGAUCAUCAUUAUUCCUGCUACAUCACCAGUACUAUUACCAAAUACUAGCUAGUACAGUGACAUUGAAUCAGUCAAUCCCACACAUAUAUUGAAACUACAGGUGGUAAAUGGCUUGAAUAAUCAGAUCUAUGCUUGUAGGAUCUGAGUUUAGGUUCUAGCUAGCUGCUUCCUAUACAUAUGAAGCAAGUUGAUAGUUGAUACCAAUGUUAAUAAUCAUGGUUGGCAUUGUCAUUUUGAUCUUAUUUAUACAUGCUUGGAGCUGUUUUUGUUACACUUCUUUCUUGUUUGGUGAUUCUCUCGUUGAUGCUGGAAACAAUGAUUAUCUUAUCACCUUAUCUAAAGCUGAUUCUCCACCAUACGGCAUCGAUUUUAUUCCCUCCAGAGGGCAGCCCACUGGAAGAUUUACAAAUGGCCGAACUGUUUCCGAUAUUAUAGUGCAAGCUUUGGGCUCAAAGUCAUUUCCUCCGCCAUUUCUAGCUCCUACUACUCGCGGCCAGGCUAUUUUCAAAGGCGUCAAUUAUGCCUCUGGAUCAUCAGGCAUCUUGGAUAAGACAGGAUCUGUUUUCGUAGAAAGAGUACCAUUAAGAAAACAAAUCAAUGAUUUCGAGCAGAGUCGAGCUACAAUGACGAGUAUGCUUGGCGAGAACGGUACUACAGAUUUUCUCAAGCAGGUUGUUUUCUCUAUUACCUCCGGUUCGAAUGAUCUCUUGAAUUACCUUCAACCUUCUAUACCAUUUUUCAAAGAAGACAAAGUUUCUCCUGCAAUGCUACAAGAUUUUAUGGUUUCGAACUUAACCCUACAACUUAAGGUAUUAGCCACCCUUAUCUUUUUUUUGUCAAUACACUUGUUGAGAAUGGUUAUGGCUAAUUACGUACGUUAUCCUUGUUAUUUCGCUAAGCGACUCUAUGAAAUGGGAGGUCGAAAGUUUCUAGUCAUCGAUGUUGGUCCUUUGGGAUGUAUACCAUUUGUUCGUGCCAUCAAGCUAAUGCCAGCUGGGAGAUGCUCGUCAGAAGCAAAUGAAUUGAUUCAGGGAUACAAUAGAAAACUUAAGAAGUCGAUUGAUACUCUAAAUAAAAAUUUAGGGCCUGAAACUAUUUUUGUCUAUGCAAAUUCCUAUGACAUUGUUAUGGGGAUUGUAAAAAGAUAUCGCAAAUAUGGAUUCGAAAAUGUGGAGGAUCCAUGUUGCGGCGGCAAUUUUCCACCAUUUACUUGCUUAAAGAGAGGUGGUGCAAAUAUAAGCUCAGUGUUAUGCAAGGAUCGGUCAAAAUACGUGUUUUGGGAUGCCUAUCAUCCCACAGAAGCUGCAAAUCUUAUUAUUGCGAAAAAGUUUCUUUACGGAGAUGAAAGUAUUGUUUCUCCCGUUAAUGUCCGUGAACUGUACAACUAUAAUCUCUAGUUACUAGUAUGUUUAUUUCUGUAAUUGAAUUGAAUGAUCAAUCAGUCAUUAAAAUCACCCAAACUUAUGAUUCCCCAGUUCUGCAAGUUUAUGCAGGAUCAAUGAAAAUUUUAAUGUGUACCUGAACAUUGAAAUUUAGUAAAAGUAGUAAACUUAUUUA
Molecule: messenger RNA, 2149 nt
Organism: Papaver somniferum (opium poppy)
Lineage: Eukaryota; Viridiplantae; Streptophyta; Magnoliopsida; Ranunculales; Papaveraceae
Product: GDSL esterase/lipase At5g41890-like
Exons: 4
Coding region: 796-1989 (397 amino acids)
Molecular function (GO): hydrolase activity, acting on ester bonds
Source: RefSeq, a predicted model, not a curated record